This is a messenger RNA of Kwoniella shivajii, 1263 nucleotides long. RefSeq lists its product as uncharacterized. The transcript is spliced from 6 exons. The record is from RefSeq and is a predicted model, not a curated record. NCBI's taxonomy places the organism in Eukaryota, Fungi, Basidiomycota, Tremellomycetes, Tremellales, Cryptococcaceae. Bases 1 to 1263 code for a protein of 420 amino acids.
AUGUCAUUUGAAAGUUGCGGUGUUCCAAAUUGCAUCUAUCAAAUUCUGAUCGACGAAUCUAGCUGUGCUCCGUGUGGCAAUGGUUAUUGCUUCUACCAUUCCAAACACCCGUCUGAUGCAUGCUGGAUACUUAAAAGGUCGACCAGAUGGCCCGGAGCCUCAGUGAUUUUCAUGAAUGAGCCAGAAAUUUCUCAACUGAUUGAUCUCAUGGAUACGGAUGUAAUCACUAGCGAAGUUGAAACCUUGCGUCCUGGUCAUAGAGUGGCCAAAAAUUCACAUGAAGUCCGCCAAGGAUAUCAUUAUGGAGUUUACAGUCUGGAAAGUGAAGUUGCAGCCAUACAAGCAUUGAAAAGAGGAGGAAUACGCGUACCGAUGACUUUUCUUAAACCAGCAGACAGUAAACAUCAUUUCAGACUGCAAUACUGCUAUCAAAGCUUCAUUCAAGGCCAUAUCAGAAGUGUCGCUAAAUGGUUCAUUUCGUUGGAAAAUACCCAGUUUGACAAGAUUGGUAGUCCUACUUUCAGCAAUGGAGAUAUCGUCAUUGGCCCUCUCAUAGAGCGACAACCCCCUCUCAUAACUCCUCCAUAUUUCAACGGUCCAUACCGAAAUUUACAAGAACGAUAUUUAUCCACUAUUGACACACGUCUAAAUAUGUUACGUGCGAGGAUCUUCACUACUGCUCAGGAAGAGCUCGAUUCGUACCUCGUUCUACUGGAACUCAAAGAGAUCAUUUUGGGAAGUGAAGAAUUGGAAAAGGACGGAACAUUCUUCAUUAGGCAUGGUGAUGAUCAUUGGGAUCACAUGAGAGCGACCGAAGACGGUGAGGUCACUGGAGUCAUAGAUUGGGAAUGGGCAUAUACAACCAGUAAAGAAGAAGCAUUCAGUGCUCCAGGAAGUCUAUUACCUCAUAAUCUCAUGGAUUCUGAUAACGAUAAAGACCUUUCUUUCCAUGAAGAAGCCUUGGUUGCGGCAUACGAAUCACUUGGUCGAGCAGAUUUAGGACGAUGUGUAAGGAACGGAAGGAAAUAUUCUCGAUUGAUCGCCACUUUCAAGGCUACUUGGGCCAGUGUUGAAGAUCUUAGAUGUCUUCGACGAGGAUUUCUGGGUCGUCUGGGCGGUGAGUAUGAGCAUGAGGAAACAAGAGAACAUUGGACAGAAAGAAUGAAGAUCAAACAUAAAGAUGAUGAAGGAUUGAGGUAUUUCUUGGAAAACCCUUUACCUGAACCAAUACUUCCUUCCGACGACGAUAGCGAAGCUAAGUAA